Molecule: messenger RNA, 714 nt
Organism: Fusarium subglutinans
Lineage: Eukaryota; Fungi; Ascomycota; Sordariomycetes; Hypocreales; Nectriaceae
Product: kinase-like domain protein
Exons: 1
Coding region: 1-714 (237 amino acids)
Source: RefSeq, a predicted model, not a curated record
AUGCUUCUCAUCGAUCUGGAACAAGGAGGCACUUGGGAUACGCUUUGUGCUCCAGAAAUACUCUAUACCUCAUGGAUGAAGAGACUGGCCAGAGACGACGCCGUUCCUGCAUCAAAAAGAUUGGAGUAUGAGACUUUGCUGUCGGUUACACUUUCCCAACGCACUUAUCGUCAAGAACUAUAUUCCAGUCCCCCACGCGGCUACUAUGACGAAUGGAUAAAUCUUACGGCCGAGAUGCAGGAGAGUGCUAUGGUAUUCGCUCUGGGAAAAGUUCUCUGGUGUAUGUUUGAAGGUUGCAGUCACACAUUGAACGGCCUGGAUGAGAACUACACAAAAGCUGUGACUACACAGUUCCCAGAGUUCAGAAAUACUCCUUUGAGAUUGCGGAAACUGAUUCAGAGCUGCACUCUGGGCGACCCUGAGACUCAGUCUCUCGAUAUCAGAGUUCAGAAAAGAGGUCACUUAUUUUUCACCGAGAGGAGAAACAGCAGAGGUGACUAUGUUGCAGAUAUAUCACCGCUCGAAAUUAUCAAAACCGCCCAGGAGCUCGCAUCCAUCAGACUGAGUGACAUGGAGUUUCACGAGACAGCGAAAGCCAGGCACAUGGAGGGGCGUCAUCAGAAUGGAUACAGUGAGCUCUUACGCUUUGCUGAGAGACCUAAGCUGGAAGAUGUGCUGAAAACUUUGCGACAGUAUGCUGCUUGGAUUGAUUAA